AUGAAGGCCGUCGGAACGAGUAGCGGAGACGCAAAUGGACUUGGCGAGGAGGCCUGGAGAGUGGACAUCGAUGAGCCAGAGGCGUCUGAAGAGGCGCAAAAGAAGGCGGAGGAGGAACCGAAGAAAAAGAUGGGCGAAGAGUUGCAAAGGAGGGCAGAUGAGGAUGUCGAGUCACAGAAAUGCGCCGAGGUGGAGGCGAAUAAGAUCGCGGAUGCAGAGGCGCAGAAGAUCGCGGCGGCAGAGGCGAAGAAGAAGGCUUCCGCAUUGGCGCAGAAGAUCGCGGAGGAGGAGGCAAGGAGGAAGGCUGCUGCACAAGCGCAGAAGAUCGCGGCGGCGAAGACGAAGAAGAAGGCUGCCGCAGAGGCGCAGAAGAUCGCGGAGGAGGAGGCAAGGAAUAAGGCUGCUGCCGAGGCGCACAAGAUCGCGGAGGCAGAGGCGCAGAACAAGGCAGAUGCAGAGGCGCAGAAGAUCGCGGAGGAGGAGGCAAAGUGGAAGGUUGCUGCAGAGGCGCAAAAGAUCACGGAGGCAGAGGCGCAGAAUAAGGCGGAGGAGAAGGCGCAGAAGCUCGCGGAGGAGGAGGCGAAGAGGAAGGCUGCUGCAGAGGCGCAGAAGAUCGCGGAGGCAGAGGCGCAAAAGAAGGCGGAGGAGGCGAGGAAGAUCGCGGAAGAGGAGGCGAACAGGAAGGCUGCUGCAGAGGCGCAAAAGAUCACGGAGGCAGAGAAGAUCGCGGAGGCAGAGGCGCAGAAGAAGGCGGAGGAGGCGAGGAAGAUCGCGGAGGAGGAGGCGAAGAGGAAGGCUGCUGCAAAGUCGCAGAAGAUCGCGAAGGCAGAGAUGCAGAAGAAGACGGAUGCAGAGGCGCAGAAGAUCGCGGAGGAGGAGGCGAAGAGGAAGGCUGCUGCAAACGCUCAGAAGAUCGUGGAGGAGGAGGCGAGGAAGAAGGCUGCUGCAGAGGCGCACAAGAUAGCGGUGGAGGAGGCGCGGAAUAAGGCUGCUGCAGAGGUGCAAAAGAUUGCGGAGGAGGAGGCGAGGGAGAGAGAGGAGGCUCGUGUGAGACGCAGUAAGGCAGAUGCGAUGGAGACUGAGGAGGUGACAGGGAGGAUUAAGACGGCAGGCGAGGAUUGCCAAACACGACAGGUGCACAGAAGUGGUGCGGAGGAUGCAGAGGAAGAGGCGUCGAGAGAGGAGAUGAAGGAGGGGAUGUUAAGGGAGGUGGAAGAGAGGUUGACACUUAUACUGAAAGAGGACUCCGAGCGGCAGCAGAGGGAGAGACAGCAAGAGGAGGAGCGGUGGCAGAAGGAGGAGGUGAAGAGGAAGGAAGCAAAGGACGCCGAGCGGCUGAAGAAGGAGAAACAGCAGGAGGAGGAGCGCCGGCAGAAGGAGGAGGCGAAGAGGAAGGAAGUAGAGGACACCGAGCGGCUGCAAAGGGAGAGACAGCAGGAGGAGGAGCGGCGGCGGCGAAGAGGAAGGAAGCAGAGGACGCCGAGCGGCGGCAGAGGGAGAGACAUCAAGAGGAGGAGCGGCGGCAGAAGGAGGAGGUAA
Molecule: messenger RNA, 1539 nt
Organism: Closterium sp. Yama58-4
Lineage: Eukaryota; Viridiplantae; Streptophyta; Zygnematophyceae; Desmidiales; Closteriaceae
Source: the annotation of a GenBank genome assembly